Messenger RNA from Homalodisca vitripennis (glassy-winged sharpshooter), 524 nucleotides. RefSeq names its product WD repeat domain-containing protein 83-like. Gene Ontology annotation, cellular component: catalytic step 2 spliceosome. Gene Ontology annotation, biological process: mRNA splicing, via spliceosome. The record is from RefSeq and is a predicted model, not a curated record. Gene Ontology annotation, molecular function: protein binding. Lineage: Eukaryota; Metazoa; Arthropoda; Insecta; Hemiptera; Cicadellidae.
UUGUGAAUCCAUUGGAAAUACAUAAAUAUAUUCAACAAAUGUCUUUGAUAGAUUCCAUACAUUAUCUCUUGUAUAAUAGCAGAUGAGUGUAAAUGUCAUGGCAAAGGAAGAGUUUUGCUACAAGGCCUUGCAAGUAAUUGAUUGCAAACAAGGUGCCAUCAGAGCAGUCAGAUUUAAUGUGGAUGGAUCAUAUUGCUUGACUUGCGGAUCAGAUAAGAAGUUGAAACUAUGGAAUCCGUAUGAAGCAACUUUAUUGAAAACUUACGGAGGACAUGGGAACGAGGUUCUGGAUGCUUGCAGUUCAUGUGACAACAGCCAGAUCCUGUCAUGUGGUGCGGACAAGACAGUUAUCGCGUGGGACGUGAGUACAGGCGCUGCCGUGCGCAGGCUGCGUGGACAUGCAGCCACGUGCUUUGGUGUCCGCUACAACGAGGAGUCUACCUUCGCUCUCUCAGGGUCACGUGACAACACGGUCAUGGGGUGGGACAUCCGUAGCCGCAGCCAGGACCCUGUGCAGGUAUAAU